Messenger RNA from Dendrobium catenatum, 1061 nucleotides. Its product is annotated as aspartyl protease family protein At5g10770-like. The record is from RefSeq and is a predicted model, not a curated record. Gene Ontology annotation, molecular function: aspartic-type endopeptidase activity. Bases 267 to 746 code for a protein of 159 amino acids. Gene Ontology annotation, biological process: proteolysis. The transcript has a single exon. NCBI's taxonomy places the organism in Eukaryota, Viridiplantae, Streptophyta, Magnoliopsida, Asparagales, Orchidaceae.
UUUGACACUCACCACUACUGGCGUAGGACACCCUCGCACUCUCCCCUGCUUCCAUCCACGGCUUCGUCUUCGGUUGCGGACAGGACAACGAAGGUCUCUUCGGCAGAUCCGACGGCCUCAUCGGCCUCGCUAAGGACCGCCUCUCCUUUCUCAGCCAGCUCUCUACAAUCUACGGUAACUCCUUCUCCUACUGCCUGCCUUCCUCCGCCGGCACCGGCUACCUCUCCUUCGGCUCCUACACUCCUGCAAACCUCGCCUUCACCCCCAUGGUCUCCUCCUCCCUCGACAAGUCUCUCUAUUUCUUGAAGCUAACAGGUAUAACAGUCCAAAGCCGGAGUCUUUCCGUCUCCGCAUCGGUGUACGCCGGCACGCCGACGAUCAUCGAUUCAGGGACGGUAAUCACGCGGCUGCCGGAUGAGAUCUAUGCGGCGUUGAGUAAGGCGGUGGUGACGGCAAUCGGAAAGAAGAGGCGGCGGGCGGCAGCGUACUCAAUCUUAGACACGUGUUAUGUGGGGAGUGGGGUGGGGAUGGCCGUGCCGGACGUGCAGUUAGUAUUCGCCGGAGGGGCGGUGUUGAAGCUGCCGUCGAGAAAUGUGAUGGUGGAUGUGGAGAAGGGGAGGACUUGUUUGGCUUUUGCAGCGGCGGGAGGAGUGGCGAUUAUUGGGAAUAGGCAGCAGGAGGGAUUUAAGGUGGUGUAUGAUGUGGGGAAGGGGAGGAUUGGGUUCUCCGCCGGCGAGUGCGGGUGAGAAUUUGGGGCUGAUAUUGGAUUGGAGGGUGGAGCUGUAAAUAGCCAAUUACCUCGUAAGUUCAUAGGUACGGUGCCGCACUCUGCAAUAAUUGGGAUGAAUAUUAUUAAAUUUAUUUUUAUUAAAUAAAAUUAGGAGUGGCUCAUCACAAUCGUUUAGAGUGGAUUGCAAGGUUGAAGUGGGUGCUUUGUGUGUAAUUAGUAGGGUGAUAGAUUGGGGGUAUAAUUGUAAGUGGAUGAAUUUGUGAUUUUUAUUGAAUUAAAAAUGGAAAUGUUAUUUACAUUUUUUUUAAUUAAGAUAUUUUGAUGUUAUAAA